Molecule: messenger RNA, 891 nt
Organism: Haemonchus placei
Lineage: Eukaryota; Metazoa; Nematoda; Chromadorea; Rhabditida; Trichostrongylidae
Source: the annotation of a GenBank genome assembly
AUGUACAUCCGUAAAUUGUUACUGCUUGUUCCAAUCCUGUUACUUAGCUGUAAGGCUCAAGAUUUGCCUGAGAUCGUUGACAUUGGUUCUGAGUUAGAGCCAUUCGAUGUGCCACUAGUGGAUUUAGAAAAGGAUGCGAAACCCGUGACAACACUUAAUGAACAAUGUAAACGUUUUGUAAAUCAUUACAGGUAUUAUUGUCGGACGUCGAAUCUCGCCAUGUAUAACGAGGAAAUUCGGAUCAUUUGUGAGCGAUACCGUACCUAUUGUUCGGAUCGAGUGUAUCCGUCUGUCAACCAUAUACGAAGGCAACUUGCCUAUUGGAAACACUCUGGUCUGCCUGUUGGUGCUCAACAAGCGCUCACUACUUGUUAUGCGCGCUGCAAAGAAACUGACCCUGUAUGUAUUAAUGCUUGUGAGUGCAUUCAUCUGCAGUGGGUCAUGAACUAUGAGUGCUAUCCCGGAAUUCGAGCACCAGCCGGCCCGAACUGUCAGAGGUGGACACAGAAAUGUCGACUCGUUUGGAAGCCUCUACCCGACUAUACUCCUGCAGAUUUCAAUGUCAUGUCUCCACAACCAUUGGUACGAGGACAGUUUUACGGAUACGAUGCAUUAGGUAAUUACCGUACAUUCGCUCGCCCACGCGAUCAUGGUGUGUCCUUUUAUCGCGGUACAAACACUGUACUUGUUGAUUGGCCUGAAGGAAAAGUCGCUGGUGCUACCGGUAUUGAGGUACCAGCCGCUGGCGUCAAUAUUGUCUACAACGCUUAUGAUAUAGGAUUUCCUAACCCUCAACGAGCCCUUCGAGAGCUCACCAAGGACAAUCCUGACCCAUUGAAUCCCGGAACUGGACGGAAGAUGAGCGCUUUAGCGCUGUUCAAACGGAUUUGA